This is a messenger RNA of Naegleria gruberi, 1272 nucleotides long. RefSeq lists its product as uncharacterized. The record is from RefSeq and is a predicted model, not a curated record. The transcript has a single exon. Gene Ontology annotation, molecular function: four-way junction helicase activity; nucleic acid binding; 3'-5' DNA helicase activity. The annotation marks the transcript as partial. NCBI's taxonomy places the organism in Eukaryota, Heterolobosea, Eutetramitea, Acrasida, Naegleriidae. Gene Ontology annotation, cellular component: nucleus; cytoplasm; chromosome. Gene Ontology annotation, biological process: double-strand break repair via homologous recombination.
GAAUCUUUUGAAUGGAGUAGUGUUUUAAGAAGUACUUUGAAAGAUGUUUUUGGUAUUCCAUCAUUUAGAACUCUACAACUUGAAGCUAUUAAUGCAACAUUAUCGGGAAGAGAUGUUUUUAUUAUUAUGCCAACUGGUGGUGGUAAAAGUCUUUGUUAUCAAUUACCUGCAAUUAUUGAUGUAGGAUCAAGUGGAGGUGUAACUAUUGUCAUUUCUCCUUUACUUUCCUUAAUUCAAGAUCAAGUUAUGUCAUUAAUCAAUUUAGAUAUUCCAGCAGUAUUUUUGACAAGUGAACAAGAUUCAGAAACUACAAAGGAUAUUUAUAGAGAAUUAGGAUCUAGAAAUCCAAGUUUUAGAUUACUUUAUGUAACACCAGAAAAAAUUUCUAGGAGUGAAACUUUCUUAAAUAUUUUGAGAAGAUUACAUGAAAGAGGAUUAUUUAAGAGAGUAGUUGUUGAUGAAGCUCACUGUGUUAGUAAUUGGGGUCACGAUUUUAGACCUGACUAUAGAAAACUAGGUAUUUUUAAAGAUGAAUUUCCAGAUGUUCCUUUAAUUGCACUUACAGCUACUGCUACAGGAAUUGUUCAAGAAGACAUUAUUCAUCAACUUAAAAUUAAGAAUUGUGUAUCAUUGAAAGGUUCCUUCAAUAGAACAAACUUGUAUUAUGAAGUUAGAAAGAAACAAACAUUAGAAAAAACAGCAAAAGAAAUUUCAGAAUUUAUUAAUAAGAAAUAUCCAAAUCAAUCAGGAAUUAUUUAUUGUUUGAGUAAGAAGGAUUGUGAAAAAAUGGCUGAAGAAUUGACCACUCUUGGACAUGAUGUUGGUGUUUAUAACUCUGAUAUUAAAGCAGCAGACAAACAAGAAGUACAUGAAAAAUGGAGCAGAGAUGAACUUAAGAUUAUUGUUGCCACUAUUGCUUUUGGUAUGGGUAUCAAUAAGCCUGAUGUUAGAUUUGUUAUUCACCACAGUUUACCAAAAUCUAUUGAAGAUUAUUAUCAAGAAUCAGGAAGAGCUGGAAGAGAUGGACUACCAAGUCAUUGUAUUCUUUUCUAUUCAUAUGCAGACAAGGCAAGACAACAAAAGUUCUUAGAAAAUGAAAACACCAACAAGAGUGGCUAUGAAAAUAUUAACAAGAUUGUAUCAUAUUGUGAAAAUGAUUGUGAAUGUAGAAGAGUUGUACAAUUGAGACACUUUGGUGAAUCAUUUGAUCCAAAAGUCUGUUCAAAAAUGUGCGAUAAUUGUUGUGAUGAAACACCUGUUGAAAGAAAGGAU